Messenger RNA from Jatropha curcas, 2471 nucleotides. RefSeq names its product peptidyl-prolyl cis-trans isomerase FKBP62. Gene Ontology annotation, molecular function: peptidyl-prolyl cis-trans isomerase activity; protein binding. The record is from RefSeq and is a predicted model, not a curated record. NCBI's taxonomy places the organism in Eukaryota, Viridiplantae, Streptophyta, Magnoliopsida, Malpighiales, Euphorbiaceae.
UUGGCACCACCGGCGAAGACAAUCUUGGCCACCAGAUUUUGAAGUCUCUUUUAGAGAUUCAACAGCCACACGCACCUCUCGAAUAUAAAUUUGAUCCGAUUAAGACAAUCGCAGCCGUCCGAUUAUUAUAAUGUUCACUUCGAAAUGUUGACAUGCGUAACACCCAAUCACGUACCGUUACCUUUACACAGACACCGAUGCUUCUCUCUCGAACAAUCCUGGCCCGCCCUUCACUCACUCUCUAGCCCUCCAAACCCUUAACCCUCAUAGAACUCUCUAGAAACCCAAAUCAUCUCUUCACUAUAAAGGCCUCUCUUUUUCACUCUCAACCUUGAACCAGAACUCUCUCUCUGAAACUACUUCUAAAAUCUCUCAUAACUUCUGAUCAGUCUCGAGUUGUUCACUAAAGACAUGGAUGAGGAUCUUGAUGUUCCUGCUGGAGAGGAAAUGAUGAUGGACGACAUCGAUCUCGCUGACGAGAGCCCCGUUUUGAAGGUAGGGGAAGAGAAGGAGAUCGGAAAGCAAGGUUUGAAGAAAAAGCUUGUUAAGGAAGGUGAAGGAUGGGACACUCCUGAUAAUGGCGACGAAGUUGAAGUCCAUUAUACGGGAACUUUGCUCGAUGGAACUCAGUUUGAUUCUAGUCGGGAUAGAGGGACUCCCUUCAAGUUCACGCUUGGUCAAGGGCAAGUGAUUAAAGGAUGGGACCAAGGUAUCAAGACAAUGAAGAAAGGUGAAAAUGCUAUUUUCACCAUCCCUCCUGAGCUUGCUUAUGGUGCUUCUGGCUCACCACCAACUAUUCCUCCCAAUGCCACACUUCAGUUUGAUGUUGAAUUACUGUCUUGGUCUAGUGUCAAGGAUAUCUGCAAGGAUGGUGGUGUAUUUAAGAAGAUUCUUGUUGAAGGAGAGAAAUGGGAGAAUCCCAAGGACCUUGAUGAAGUUUUAGUUAAAUAUGAGGCUCAGCUCGAGGAUGGUACAGUUGUUGCCAAGUCUGAUGGGGUAGAGUUUACUGUCAAGGAGGGUCAUUUCUGUCCUGCACUGUCAAAGGCCGUCAAGACAAUGAAGAAGGGGGAGAAGGUUCUUUUAACAGUGAAGCCACAAUAUGGAUUUGGUGAGAAAGGUAAGCCAGCAUCUGGGAAUGAAGCUGCUGUUCCACCAAAUGCCACGCUUCAAAUAACCCUGGAGUUGGUCUCAUGGAAGACUGUGUCAGAGGUGACUGAUGACAAGAAGGUUAUUAAGAAAAUCCUGAAGGAGGGAGAGGGAUAUGAGCGUCCAAAUGAUGGCUCUGUUGUUAAAUUAAAAUUGAUGGGGAAGUUGGAAGAUGGUACAGUAUUUUUUAAGAAAGGACAUGAUAAUGAGGAUGAGCUGUUUGAGUUCAAGACAGAUGAGGAGCAAGUAAUUGAUGGGCUUGAUAAAGCUGUGGCGUCAAUGAAGAAGGGUGAGGUGGCUCUAGUGACUAUUGCACCAGAAUAUGCAUUUGGAUCAUCCGAGUCAAAGCAGGAGUUGGCUGUUGUUCCUCCUAACUCAACUGUAUACUAUGAGGUUGAGCUGGUCUCCUUUGUCAAAGAGAAGGAGUCAUGGGACAUGAACACCCAGGAAAAAAUCGAAGCUGCUGGUAAGAAGAAGGAAGAAGGCAAUGUUUUAUUCAAGGCUGGAAAAUAUGUAAGGGCAUCCAAAAGAUAUGAAAAGGCUGUUAAAUAUAUAGAGUAUGAUUCCUCCUUUAGCGAGGAGGAAAAAAAGCAGGCCAAGGCGUUAAAGGUUGCUUGUAACCUAAAUAAUGCUGCGUGCAAGCUAAAACUGAAGGACUAUAAAGAGGCAGAAAAAUUGUGCACCAAGGUGCUAGAGUUGGAGAGUAGAAAUGUAAAAGCUCUCUAUAGGAGGGCCCAGGCAUAUAUUCAGUUGGCAGAUUUGGAUCUGGCUGAGUUUGAUAUUAAAAAAGCCCUUGAGAUUGACCCUGACAAUAGGGAUGUCAAGCUCGAGUAUAAAACUUUGAAGGAAAAAAUGAGGGAGUACAACAAGAAGGAAGCCAAAUUUUAUGGCAACAUGUUUGCCAAGAUGAAUAAGCUGGGGCCGCUUGACUCUAAUAAAUCUGAAUCUGAGGAGUCGCAACCAACUCGUGAAAAGACAGCCUAGCAGGAAUUUUUAGUAGAGUGACCAACUGGAACAUGAAGGAGCAAAUCCUGGUCUAUUCUGUUCUUUUACUGUUUUUGGUUUUGCUUAUGAUGUGGAGAACUUCAUUAUUUGGUCUUGACAUUAGAAAAUUGUAACGGAUUCUCCUAACCAAGAGUGGUGAUAUUUGCCCUAAAUUUACCUAGUUGGACAUGCCGUUUUUAUUUUUGGAGGGGCUUAUAGAUUAAUCAUUGUUUAUCCUUUUGUAACGCAUACUGUUGUUUGUUGUAUUUGAAAUGCUGGCUGCUUUGGUAGGGCAUGGGAGAUUAAGGACAUGAUAAUUUACUAUUGGUUAACUUUAUAUA